This is a messenger RNA of Kluyveromyces marxianus DMKU3-1042, 969 nucleotides long. RefSeq names its product phosphatidylglycerol phospholipase (gene PGC1). The coding region runs from base 1 to 969 and encodes 322 amino acids. The transcript has a single exon. Gene Ontology annotation, biological process: lipid metabolic process. Lineage: Eukaryota; Fungi; Ascomycota; Saccharomycetes; Saccharomycetales; Saccharomycetaceae. The record is from RefSeq and is a predicted model, not a curated record. Gene Ontology annotation, molecular function: phosphoric diester hydrolase activity.
AUGAGUGGACCAAAGUUGGAGAUUGUGGGCCAUAGAGGUUUUAAGGCUAAGUAUCCCGAAAACACAUUGCUAUGUUACGACAAGGCAUAUGAGGCUGGUUCCGAUGUGAUUGAAACUGAUUUGCAGUUGACCAUGGACGGGAAAAUUGUCAUUAACCAUGAUGUAGACACAGGCCGGAUGUGGGACCAAAACUUGGUGAUUGCGGAGUCGAAUCUUGAAGAUCUCAUGGUGUUGCGCAACAAGAUGGACCCGGCUAUUUCAAUCACGACGUUCAAGGAAGCGUUGCAAUGGUUGAAGGAGCACCCUAAAAUGAAGUUCAUGUUAGAUAUAAAGCCCACGAACAGCAAGGUCAUAUUAGUGAAGACCAUCCUCGAGAUGCGCGAGGUGGUGGACGAUUUGGAUUACUGGAGAGAGAGGUUGAUCUUCGGGAUCUGGAACGUGGAUUGGUACAAAUGUGGAUAUAUCACGGGCACGCUCAAGAAAUUCAAGAUAGUUGCCAUUCUCCCCUUCAGCAAAAUGGCUUCUAGGUUUAUUGAGUACUCGAACUCGCUAAACGACAGUGAUUACAAGCUCUACGGUGUGAGUCUCAACUUCCUCAACUCCUGGAAACCGGGUUUCAAGGAGCAUCUGUUGCCCUACUUCAAGGAAAACAACCUGUCGGUAUACCUCUGGACUGUGAACUCCGAACUCGAUAUACAACACGUUAUUAGCAGCGUUCCCGUCUAUGGAAUUGUCGUCGACGACCCGAUCAACUAUGUCUCCAUAAGGGACAGCUAUGCUAAGAAAUCCGAUCCAUUGGCGCAACCAGUCCUGAAUGGUGCCCAACGCCUAAAAGUUUAUCUCAGAUUGCAGCUUUUCGAACUAUUCGAAAUCAUCUUCAGUUCCAAGUAUGCUACAGUCCCAAUAGUUCGCGGGAUCACUCUAAUCCAGCUAACUGUCAUUUUACUAAGAAGACUUCAUUGUCUCUAA